UUCCAUUCUGCCUCAGGGUCUCGCUUAAACCAGAACCGGCUGCUAGAGUUCCGAUCAGCCGUACCAGCCUCCAUGGGCGGCGCUUCAAGCAAUGGGGCGGGGUUCGGGGGCGGAGCAUCCGAAGUGCGUGUGCGCGCUGCCACGCUGUGGCUAAAGGCGGAUCUGAACUGGUCAACGGGGAGGCGGCGGAAAGAAGAGACGACGACGACUAGGGAUGGCUGCCGCACUACUGACAUCUACGUCUUCAAAAUCAUAUCCAAUCGGCUGCCGGAUUCGGUCACGCUCACAUCAAGGCAAUUCGACCGAGUAGCGGCCGAGCCAGUGUCUCAUCCUCUGUCGGAGUCCCGCAGUGGCUGGCAGAAGAUCGACGUCACAGAGACGGUGCGUUCCUGGCUGCAGGGAAAUAGCGGCGGGGGUCCAGGGAACACCCAAGGGGGUCCCACUCGUAGGGACAGACUUAGGCUGUUCGUUGACUGCAGCUGCUGCUCCAACUGGCAUAUCCAUCUGUUCAACGAUCGGAGCAAUGGGGGAGAUAGGAAUAGGAUAGAUAACCCUAACAGACCGUUUCUGGUGAUACACACGGAUCCGAACACAGCGAAACGAGUCAGACGGAGAGCAAUAGACUGUUCGGUGGACUCGGGCAAUCAGUGCUGUAAACAACGAUUUUAUGUUAGCUUUAAGGCACUCGGAUGGGACGACUGGGUGAUAGCUCCUCAAGGGUACUAUGCGAACUACUGUCGCGGGGAUUGUGGCCACCAUCGUACGCCCGAUACGUACGUCACCUACCAUACUCACGUACUGGAAGAGGCAAGAAAGACGCAUCAUUUGGCCGGCAUGACGCCAUGUUGUGCCCCAUUGAAGUUCUCAUCGAUGAGCAUCAUCUACUACGGACCUGAUUCCACAAUCAUCAAACGCGAUCUGCCCAAAAUGAUCGUCGAUGAAUGCGGAUGUCCAUGAACAGGAUGGGAUACGUCCAGAAUGAACACUGGGUAUAUAACCGCCAUUCUUGAUGCGAGGGCUCAACACGGAUUGGGCAAUGUUUGUACAAAUAUAGUCUGGGCGACAAGGGCAAUUCACGAAUUCAUUCAGUACAAAAAAUCAAUUCAGUCAGUACCUACAUAAUCAAACGGCAUAGUUUUGAAACCUAAUCGUCUACGAAACCUAAAAGCUCAAGAUUAAAAGCGCGGUGUUGCACGGAGGCUAAUCGGCGUUGACCUUGCGCUGUUAGGCUGUUUGCUGUGAGUACGACGUUUGGAUGAUGAAUACGAUGAUAAUGCGGCUCGAUAUCACAGCCGCUGCAUCAACACCACAACAGUACAUUCCUAAGAAAAAAUGAUGUUUCUUUUCCUCUUUUUUACAAUAGCAAUCAUUUGGGUCUAGAAACAUCACAUAUAACAUAGUUAGGUACUACUUGUGUGAUACUCAGACAAUUCACCUACUCAUAUUCAUAGGUUGACCCCGUGAAUCUUUCGUAUAAAAUAUAAAGCAUUAGUUUUGUUUAAUAGCACUUUCUGGAGUAGACUAUGACGUAAGUGGUUAACAGCCCAAUAUAAAUUUUGGCACUCCCGUGGAUGAGAGAGCUUAACAUAAUGCUAUAAAAAACCAAAUGGCUUAAUAAUUUAAAGGCAUCAUAUAUUUGGUAUUGAAAACAAACGUCAGACUGUUAUCAACCCUCUUCAUUAUAUUGUAGUCCUUUCUGGCAUUCUUACUAUUAUAUGUAUAUGACGAUCACUCUCCAUGUUGCACUUGAUUCAAUCCAUCGGACUGCAGUUUACUUAAAGCUUUUUGUUUUAACCUGGGUGUGAGAAACGAAUUGAAAAAAGAGUGUUAUUUCAGAUGUUCAAAACUUUGAUCGUGAAGGUACAGCUGAUGUGCUUACAGCUUGGUUAUCACCAUAACACUGUAUUUCAAAAUAACUUUUAUCUAGGAUACUUUUCAAAUUAUGUUUGAAGCUCUGCCGAAUAUACGUUUCAGAUCGUUGCGUACAAUUCGAUAGGCCCACACUCUAAUAAAAUAUAGUGGAGCUACUCUUUGCCUUAAAAUAUCACCAGGUAUUCACUUCACCUGUCAUUCUUAAGAAAAAACGACCCAUCGAGUCAAUAAAUAUAUUAUAGAUGAUUGCGAUUUUGAAUGGUUGAAAUCCAGUGAUGGGCGCCUGGUAUACACCACCAUGUAUAAUACACCAUUGUAUACGCGUAUACAAUGGUGAAUAUAUACAUCUCGAUAUUCACGUAUACACUGUAUAAAAUGUAUAUAUAUAUAUAUAUAAACAAUAGCAAAUCAUAGUUCAACUGCAGAUAGUGCUGGCGAAAGUCCCUUUACCUUUUAGAUUUAGAUGUGUACGAGGAAGAGAGAGGGGGACAAGCGGACACCACUUGUGUAGAAAGAGUGCGCCACACUCCACGUUGCCUGGCACAACAGUGAUGAAGGGCACAGAACACAACUGUAACUUGCCACAACGCCUUGUUUUCUACGCUCAAAUACACAUUUCUGUCGAA
Acanthoscelides obtectus is the source of this 2498-nucleotide messenger RNA. NCBI's taxonomy places the organism in Eukaryota, Metazoa, Arthropoda, Insecta, Coleoptera, Chrysomelidae. The record is from the annotation of a GenBank genome assembly.